This is a messenger RNA of Nematolebias whitei (Rio pearlfish), 7270 nucleotides long. Its product is annotated as beta/gamma crystallin domain-containing protein 1. The transcript is spliced from 22 exons. The coding region runs from base 1 to 7014 and encodes 2337 amino acids. The record is from RefSeq and is a predicted model, not a curated record. Lineage: Eukaryota; Metazoa; Chordata; Actinopteri; Cyprinodontiformes; Rivulidae.
AUGGCAGCAUCUGAGAGCCCUGAAGAGCAGCCGAGUACUGGAGUGUUGGGUCGUAUCGGCAGUUGGUUCUCUCCAUGGAGGGGAAAUGCUCCAAAGUCUCCCAGUGAAAAUGCAUCCUCACCUUGUGACUGGACUGAGAACACAGGAGAGGAUGAGGAGGAUUUUGUGAGAGCCCACGCAAGGGAACAGCGCUGGCAGGACUGGAACACUAGUCCACUCUUCAAAAGUGUUCUCCCUUGUGAAGAGGAGGACGCCUCGCAGUCUGCCCACAGAGACGGCUCUGUUGUGAGCUGCACUGAGACAGGAGAAGGACGUCCAAGAGAGGAGGAGCGUGAGCCGUGGAGGAAGCAAAGAACAGGGCAGGGCGAAGAGAGGGUGGAGACCAGCAACGGUGCAUCAUCAAGUGGAAGUUCUCAGAAGAAUGUCAGUCAUCUGAGACAUCUGUCUUCUUCGUCUACGCAGGGAGUGGCGUGGGACUUUGACCAGGCCCAUACCCAGACUCACGCACACAGACGAGCACAAACAGGCAAGAGGCUCCACGUGUACCUGGAGGAGACCAGCGUGAAUCUGAGUGACCAAAACAAGUGUGCUGGAAAGGAAGUUGUCUGCACAACAGUCAAAAAAAGCUUACAGGUUUUUGCAAGGGCAAAGUCAUCACCGUGUUUUGAUUUACCGAACAGUUCGAGUCUAAGUGCAGAGAAAAAUGUAACACCGGCUGUCGGUGCACAGAGUUAUUAUAGUACUCUAGUGGGAGUGUCGCUAAAACCACACAAAGGCUCCCAGUCUGAGCCUGAGUCUGAAAGAGAACAAACUGAGGCGGACGACAUGGGCCGUAAAAAUGCCAACCGAAGGAGAGUCAGGAAGAACUCUCAGGGAGAUGGAGGGAAGAGUCCUGUGGAAAAAAAGACGGGAGAUACUCAGGCUGCAGAAGUAUUCUCCCCGUCAGACAGCUCAGCGACCAGUCCCCUGAGCACAAGUCCAAAUGUUCACCUUAAAGAGGCAUCUGAAGACUCCUCCUUUAAGCCCAACCCAACGUUACAGGUUUUACCUGAAGGUGGAGAAUGUGAUAGUCCCUCCUCAGAUAUGGUCAAGCACUUGGACAACUUCCAGGAUUCACUCUCAGUCGCUGGAGUCACUGAGGCGCACCUGGAUGGUUUUUCAAACAUGGACCAGGACGACAGUUUUUACAAAGUCGAGAGGAAGACGGAGACGCCGGAGUCCAAACGUAGGAGCAUCAAGGUUUCUCGGAGUGAAGUGAAGCUUUUUACAAAACAGGUUCCUUUUGUUCCAAAGCUCAACCCAGCAGCUGAAGUUUUAGACACUGCAAUAAAGAAUACCACAGAUGGAGCCGAAGAUAAGCCCAAAACAAAGACUAAUAAGAGACUUCCUAACACAAUGAAGAUCGUUGAAGAACCUAAAGCUUCUGUGGGACGGAUUGCGGCUAAAAUUAGCCUCUUUGAGCGAAAGCAGCAAGAUACGACCAUCCAAACCCCGAGGAGUGCCGACGUCUCGCCAGUCACAGUCACAGGCAGGAUUAAAGCAGAUAUUUUUUCAUCAGAGCAGAGGUCAAGAUCAACUGAACAUUCUGACAAACCAAAGUCUGGCCCCACAUCACUGAACAAGGAGACGCCAAUAACAAUCAAGGAGCGAGCAAAAGUAUUUGCAGAAGUGAGCAAGUUAGAAGAAAAACCAACUCAACAAACACCACCAAUAACAGGAACAUCUCAAGAAUCCUCUUUGGCUUUAGCAAUUUCAGGAUCAAAGUCAUCAGAACUGGGUGAUCAGGACAAACUGGAUGCAAACGAGCCCAUAGCUAUUAAAACAACACCAGAGAUAAGAUCAAAACCAGAUGGACUGGGUAGUUAUGCUGUUGGGGAGCAUUUAUCCCCUUCAGAGAUGCAACUAAUGGACUCUAAAACAAAAGAAACGACAGAAGAACAGCACACAAAACCAAACAUUAUUGAACACAGUGAUCCAGCUAGUUUAGCACAUUUGACCAAUAGCACAGCCCCACAACCUAAAAGCCCUAACCGAACAAGCUCUCGCUCUAAAAGAAGGAAAAGCAAAGAACCAGCCAGUCCCAGAAGCCCAAAUAACCAAAUCAAAGAUAAAACUAUUAAACAGGGGGAAGCAGAUAAUACAGACGAGGCGCCUUCUGCUUCCAAACCACUUCCAGAAACGAUGUCAUUAGCAUCUCAAAAACUCCCAGAAGAUACAUCAGCUGUACAGCCUCCAAAUGAUGUUAAACAGGAGAUAUUAAAGAGCGAUACAGAGGGAUCAGCCAAACAGACAGUGUUGCAUACUUCAUUUGAAGCAAAACGUACUGAAAAAAUGCUAAACGAGCAGGAGGGAUCAACUGAAACACCUGUCAACAGAGAUGAACCUGAUACUGCUGCUCUUACCAGUGGAACAAAGGAGACUAUAGACAAGGAGGUUGAUAUUGUACGCCAACAGGAGGAAAAAUUAGAGGAACACAGCCUCGCAUUCACAUCAGAAAGAAAAAAGGUUUUAGAGGACAGCAGUGAAAUUUCCACCCCCUCCCUGUUAACAACCUCCUCAUCUGAACAGCAUCAUGAGAAGCCUCCUGCCGCAAAGCAAGAGUCAUCUAACGGACAACCUAAAUUGGAUAAAGCCUCAUCAGUGCAGCCCGAAUCAGAAAGUAAACAAAAGGGAAAGACAAAAACACAGCAGCCUCCAGGCUCGGACACAGAGCUAACAAAUCAAGCUGAGACUGAAGACGGUGCAAAAUUAGAAAUGGUGGGCAGCAAGGAAACAAAUCAAGUCAAAGAAAAAACACAGCAGCUCAUGCUUUCAGACAAAAGCGCCACAAAGGACGGUGCUUCCCGCAGAGGACUAAGUAGCUCAGGGAAAGAGAGGAGUGUUGAAAAAGCCAAGCAAUUAGAAACACCCUGUCAGUCGUCUGAAAGGACUAGUGGAUCACCAGCCCUCCCUGUUCAAACACAGAAUGCCACCGUGACUCCUGAAAAUCCUAUUUGUACAACCAUCCGGACUAAUGAGGCUGUGAGGAACACUGAGAGUGAUAAACAGCCUCGAAAGGUGGAGACAGCUAUAGAUGUGCCUCCUGAGUCACAAACACGAUCCACAGAAAGCUCUGAAACUGAAAGAAAGUCAGUGGUGACUGCAGCUGAGCCCCCACAUGGAUCUGCAUCUGUGGAAAAAACAACGAGUUUGCUCAAUGACUCAUGCGCACAUGAAGCUAAUGAUGCAGGGUUCUUCAACUCCAAACCUAUUACCAAAGCUGCUGCAUCCGAUGAGGGCGUAAGAGCAGAGGGCACUAAUGACACUCCAGUGCUCAUACCUGCCCAGAUCGCCAUGACACAAUCAGUAAAGUCAGAUUCAUCAAAGCCUCAUAUUUCUGACUGUAAAUCAACAAGGACAGAAGUAGGGGACAGUGAUUUACAAAGAAGUCCCAUGCCCUCAGAAGGAGUAAACACAAAACCAGAUCUUAGCCACACCUCCGAUGACAGAUCAAAACAUAAAGAGAACAGUAUUAACAUCUCUUCAAUUAAUGAUGCAGAGAAAAUAACUCAGACCGGCUCUGGUAGCAGCUCGUCUAUCUGCACCAGUAAUGAAACCAACAAGGCAGCAGAGAAAAGGCUCACCCAGCCAGUGGAUAAACUUUUACCUGUUGCUAAUGGCGAUAUCCCCCCACAUUCACAGCCGCCCCACACAGUCAAAAAGGAACCAGCAGAUGGAAAAAUGAUCCCAACUCCAAAAGCUCCUUCUUUACCAGAGGCUAAUAAGUCAAUUCCUGACUCAAUGCACCAUUCAUCCAUGAAAAAACUCACUUUGCCAAAGAAACUAAUGAAAACUGAUUUCUCGCAACAGCAAGAUUCCCCCUCUAGCUGGCUAGACAUAGAUGUUCCCAAACGCAAACUUAAAGUCUCCGAGGCAAAACUGACCUCUUCUGGAAGUGAGAGCAAUCUCCUGGACACUUCCGGCGAGCUAGAUGAUGACGAUUUUGUGGAAAGAAUCAAAAAUCUCUGUGCUCCUUUCUCCAUCCCGCCACGUAAGCACAACCACAUUCGAGCACCUCAGCCUUCCUUUGCGAUGCCGGCCAUCAGAGAGGACCGCUUUGAGAAGACGUUCGACCCUGAGGAGUUCACAUUUGGCUUGAGAAAGAAGACUCAGCUCGCUUUAGACACAACUCCAAGCCUUCUAGUGAAGCUUCAGAGCACUGAGACGAAAUCUGGCCUCAUACCGGCCAGGGUUAGCGUUGCUGAACGGAGCAUGCUGCUCAGUGGCUUUGACACUCUCUCGCACCUCAAGGACAAGAAUGCUGUCAAGGAUGGGGAGGACACAAAGGAGGAGAAAGAUGAUCAGAUAAAGGUGAAGUCUCGCUUGGAGAAGAGCUCUAUCCUCAGCAGUCUCGCCUCUUCCAGCUUUAGAGGGAAGAGGAAUGAAUCUCAAACACAGGCAGAGGGCUCAGAAAAUGUGUUGCUCUGCAAAGCCCCCCAGCUCAGCCCUCUGCUUUCACCCCAGCCGGCCCCACCAAGCCCUACAGCUACAAUCAAAGACACACUAGCAAAGCAGAGCAAAGAGGAAGCCCAGGCUGCAGAGACUGCGGUUGGUGACUCAGGCCCUCCACUUCCUUCUUUUAACGACAUCAAGCUGCCGGACUAUUUGGAGAAGUACCUCCCACAGGAUCAAGCUAAAGCAGCGCAGAGCGUACGAGGACAAGUCAAACCAGAGCUAACAGAAAAAAUGGCAUCUCCAGCUUCUGAAGCUAAGGCAGACAAAGUCUUGAAACCAAGUCUGGUUCCUGACGCUGCAGCUCCUGGUUUUCCUGGGAUUCCUCCAACUACACACGCUACACUUCCUGAACUCAAGCAGCCUUUGACUCAGCCACACAACACAUUCAGAAACCAUAUAAGAACCGUCAAGGGAUUUCACAAGCGCCCUGGAAAGUUGGUGCUGUUUGAAAAAGCUCAGUUCGAUGGCCAAGCCUAUGAGAUUUACAGUGAUGUAGCAGAUGCUUCGUCUCUGGAGCUCUCGCCUCUCAUAUCUGUGAAGGUCGUGAGAGGAUGCUGGCUGCUCUACGAGAAGCCUGGCUUUCAGGGCCGCAUCAUCGCCUUGGAAGAAGGAGGCACUGAACUGGAAAACGUGUGGGCAGAUCUGGGACCGGAAACUGAACCGCACGACGUUCCGCCGAUGAUCGUCGGCUCUGUUCGACUUGCUGUCAGGGAUUACAGCAUCCCCCACAUAGAUCUUUUUACUGAACCAGAAGGCUGCGGCAGAGUGACACCUUACCACGACGACGCUAUAGAGACGGGCUCAUUCGGCAUUCCACUCAAUACCGCUUCCAUCAGAGUGCACUCUGGGGUGUGGCUGCUGUACAGUGACCCGGGGUUUGAAGGCAUGGUAGCUGUUCUGGAAACAGGCGAAUAUCCUGUUCCUGAGGCUUGGGGCUUCGACUCACCCUUCGUGGGAUCCCUCAGAGCACUAAAAAUGGGUGGAUUCAAAGUGGAGAAUCCCAAUGAAGUCAAGGCUGUGGUUUAUGAGCAACCAGGCUUUGAGGGCUCCUUUUUGGAAGUCGACAGUGAUGUUUUCAGCUUUAGCCAGGCUGAUGGAGGCAUGGCCACAGACGGAGCCGACCUCGACACAAAUGAGCUCAAGUCUGUUGGAUCUUUGAAGAUAAUUGGAGGACUCUGGGUGGGCUACAGCCAGCCUGGGUUUGAGGGUCAGCAUCACAUCCUGGAGGAAGGGGAGUACCUGGACUGCAGCGACUGGGGAGGCGCCGAGCUUCUGUCCCUGCGACCGAUACUUUCUGAUUUCUUGUCUCCGCACUUGAAAAUGUUCAGCGACAAAAAUUUUGGCAAGCUGGGCAUGAACAUCGACCUCACCGUGCCUGUUAUCAACAUGGACAGCACAGGCUACGGCUUGAAGACGCAGUCUAUUGAUGUCCUCGGCGGCGUCUGGGUUGUGUUUGAAGAGCCGGGCUUCUGCGGCGAGUCCUUCAUCCUGGAGAAGGGCCUGUACGGAAGCCCGGAGGACUGGGGGGCGCUGCAGCACAGAGUCGGCUCAGCUAUGCCCAUACUGCUGGAUGAUUUUGAGAACACCACCAAGUUUAAGGUGCAGCUUUUCUCUGAUCCGGGCUUUCAGGGCUCUGUCCUCAACUUGGAGGACAGCGCACCCUUCCUGCAGGAUGGCUUCUCUGUGGCCUCCUGCAAGGUCCUGGCUGGCAGUUGGCAGGCAUUUGAAGGCCAGACCUUCACAGGGAAGAUGUACAUCUUAGAAGAAGGGAGCUACCCAGAUCUGAGAGCGAUGGGCUGCGUCAGCGGGAGCUCGUCCAUCCUGUCUCUGCAGACUGCUGGAUUUGAGUUUUCUCUGCCGUCAAUCACUUUAUUCGAGCGAUGCGGGCUGCGGGGGAAGAAGGUGCUUCUCACUGACGGAUCAGUCAACCUUCAGCUGGCUGGAGGCUGCGGCCGCGUCCAGUCUGUGCUGGUGGAGGGAGGCAUGUGGAUCUUGUACGAAGGAAUCAACUAUCGAGGUGCACAGAUUUUGCUGAAACCUGGUGAGGUUCCCGACUGGCGCCGGUUCAGCAGCUGGCAGAAAAUCGGUUCCCUCCGCCCUCUCACACAGAAGCAAGUGCAUUUCCGUUUAAGGAACAGACAGUCGGGGUUAAUGAUGUCAGUGACCGGUGAUUUAGACGAAGUCAAACUGCUGCGGAUACAAGAAACGGAGGAGACGGAUGGCUUGGAGCAGAUAUGGUUCUACCAGAAUGGCCAAAUGCACUGCAAGCUGUUGGAGGAGUGCUGCCUGUGUCCCAGUGGCAGCGUCACAAUCGCAGGAAGCCGAGUGGGUCUGACACCAGAGCUGGACAACCAGAUCCACCUCUGGAGCAUCACCUCGAAGGGCUUGAUCUGCUACACGCCCAGCGCUGACCUCGUCCUGGACAUCAAAGGUGGCGUUAAUUACGACAAAAACCAAGUGAUUCUGAACACACUUGACCCAAACAAACCACAGCAAAGGUGGGACGUGGAGGUUAUAUGAAGAGCCGAGGCGAUUCGUUUUAAUAUGGGAGGUGUAGCUCUGAUGGAGACUUGUGUCCAAAGACGAGCUGUGGCAUCGGCGUGCGACCUGCAGCAGCAGAGCUGAACAAAAACUAAGAGGUCAACUACGUACUGAUACCUGCCGACUAUACAAGAAGUGGGCUCUGAACUGGAAAUACUUAUAUUUUACACCUCAAGUAACAAUUCCUCAGAUUUAUAUGUUUUAUGUUUUUACUGAAUGAAAUUGUUUCUUCAUG